Prunus avium (sweet cherry) is the source of this 2202-nucleotide messenger RNA. RefSeq lists its product as uncharacterized. The record is from RefSeq and is a predicted model, not a curated record. Gene Ontology annotation, biological process: DNA integration. Gene Ontology annotation, molecular function: zinc ion binding; nucleic acid binding. Lineage: Eukaryota; Viridiplantae; Streptophyta; Magnoliopsida; Rosales; Rosaceae.
AUGGAACGACAUUAUGGGUCUUCUUCGCAUCCUCCGCAGUUCAACGGUGAAAACUAUGGAGAAUGGAAAGCUAGGAUGCAGGCCUAUAUCUGGGCACAAGGAGAUGAUGUUUGGGAUUUGGUUUUGGAAGGAUAUGUUGCACCUACCAAGACUGAGAGAACUAUUGAGAAACGGAAGAUUGAGACAAAAGAUGGUGUAGAAGAGAAAGAUGCUGUGGUUAGUGAAUUUCAAAUUCCCAAGCCUAAGAUAGAAUGGACUGCUGAAGAAAAGGCUAUGAGUGUUUAUAAUCAGAAGGGCAUAAAUGCCAUAUUUGCUGCUGUAUCUUCCGAACAGUUUGCACACAUCAUAAAUUGCAAGAUGUCAAAGGAAGCAUGGGAUAACCUUAUGAUUGUUCAUGAUGGGAAUAACAAGGUCAAAAAAUCGAAGCUGCAAAGACUUAUAUCACUUCAUCCCAAGAAGACUGCCAUAGAAGAGGCAAGAGAUAUAGAUACUUUAUCUCUUGAUGAUCUUAGUGGAGCCUUGCAAACCUAUGAGUCAGAGUUAUGUCCUGUAAAGAAGGCCAAUAAGAAUUUAGCAUUGAAUGUUACAAAAGAAGAAGAUGAUGAUUGUAAUGAGAUUGAUCCGAAGCAACUUGCCUUAAUCACUCGUCAUUUUCAAAAGCUACUGAAGAAGCAAAAUUCUAAAGAAAGUGGUUUAGGUACAAGAUCUUCUAUAAACAAGACUUCAAAAGAUAGGUCUCAAAGAUUCAUUCCCAAGUCUGAAGGAAGGAAGUGUUAUGCAUGUAGGGGCGGUCCUAUGCCUAGGGCAAGUGAGUCAGAUAUGUCUAAGGUUGAGGAGGAAGAGAUUGCUUUUGUUGCCCUUGAAAACAAUGAUGAAUCUGAUGAUUCAGAUGAGGAGGACGUAGAUAUUGAAGAAACCAGAGAAAGUGUUGCUUCUGAUAUUGCCUCUAAAAAUAUGAAUGCAACUGUUUUACAUGAUAAUGUUAUGACUAGUUUUGUGCCAAAAAGGUUUAAUCAAGUGUGUCAUGGUUGUGGAGAAACAGGUCAUAUUAGGCCAAGAUGUCAAAAUAGAGUUAAAAAGUUUGACAAGUUUACUGCAGAAAAUCUUCAAAAUCAAAUUUCAGAGUUAGCAAAAGAAGUUUGCAGAUUGUCAGCUUUAAUGCAAUCUGGAACAAUGAAGCAGAAAUGGAUAUGGAAGAAAAAGGAACAAGCUGGAUCAAGAAAAGAAAAUGUUCAAGAGAACUUACUAUGUUCCUUAGCUAUCACUUCUAACAUAGAUGAGACUAAUGUUGUUUGUAUGGUUGCAUUUACAGCUCUGAGUGCAUGUCUCAAAGACAAAUGGUACUUUGAUAGUGGUUGUUCUAGACACAUGACAGGUGACAAAAAUUGGUUUGAAUCUUUCGUCGAUAUGAAGGUAAGUGGGUCUGUAACCUUUGGUGACGAUAAGAAAGCUUGCAUUUUAGGUAAAGGUACUAUCAAGAUUGUUGGCUUACCUCCCUUAAAUGAUGUUAUACUUGUUGAUGGACUAACUACUAAUCUUUUGAGUAUUAGUCAGUUAUGUGAUGAGUUUGGAGAAGUUAAGUUCAACACCAAAAAUUGCAUAGUUAGUGAUUUAAGUGGCAAGCAAGUUAUAUGUGCACCAAGAUCAAAAGAGAAUUGUUAUUGCACUAGCACUGACAAUUCAAAUUUGUGUUUCAAGGCAGCAGAUGAUCAAGUGGAGUUUUGGCACAAAAGAUUAGGACAUGUGAAUUAUCGAGAUUUGCUCAAGUUGUCAAAGAAGUCUUACGUUCGUGGACUACCAUCACUAAGUGGAAAGCCUGAAGGAGUGUGUGGAGGAUGUCAAAUUGGGAAGCAAACUAGGACAGCUCACAGUGCAACUAAGUUCAUUGGAACCACCAGAAUUCUUGAGCUUAUGCAUAUGGAUCUGGUUGGUCCAAUGUCAACUCACAACAUUGGUGGUAAGAAAUACAUUCUUGUUUUAGUUUAUGAAUUUUCAAGGUAUGCUUGGGUAGACUUUCUUGCUGCUAAAUCCGAUGCAUUUGAUUCAUUUUCUAAAAUUUGUUUUAAGAUUCAAAAUGAGAAAAAUGAUAAAGUAGUUCGUCUUAGAACAGAUCAUGGGACUGAAUUUGAAAAUGCAUCUUUUCAUGAUUUUUGCAAUACUAAUGGAAUUGCUCAUGAGUUUAUGAGUUUUCUGCUCCAAUAA